This is a messenger RNA of Oryza brachyantha (malo sina), 1235 nucleotides long. RefSeq lists its product as uncharacterized. The transcript has a single exon. Bases 51 to 1235 code for a protein of 394 amino acids. Lineage: Eukaryota; Viridiplantae; Streptophyta; Magnoliopsida; Poales; Poaceae. The record is from RefSeq and is a predicted model, not a curated record.
UCCACAUCGUCUUCAAGAUCGCUCGUUCGGCGACUCUAGGUAUUGCGUACAUGGCAACCGCCGGCGGGUGCGGCGGUUCGGUGAGGAUGAUGGUCAGCUACCGCGGCGAGAUCGUCCAGGGCGACCACGGGCCAGGUGGCGGCAGGGCAAAGGCGGCGCCGUACUACGCCGGGGGCGUCCACCGCGUCGUCAAGGUCGCCCUGUCCGAGCGGCUGGCCGGCCUCCGCGCGAGGAUGGCGGCGCUCGCCGGCUUCUCGGACGUACGCAUCCGGUACGCGCUCCCGGGUGAGGGUCUCGCCCGGCUCCGCGACGUGGCGGACGACUGCGACCUGUGGGGCCUCGUCUCCCUGCUGCUCUACUACCAGGAGGCGUCCGACGCCGGCCGCGUCAGGGCGUUCCUGUUCGGCGUCGACGCGUCGUCGUCGCUGCCCCGCAGCGCGUCUUCGUCGUCGCUGCCGACGACGUCGGGUGGCGCGUGCGGGGGCCGCGAGCACGCCAUCGCCGUCCAGGUCAAGGUCAGCUAUGCCGGGGAGAUGAUCCAGCGUGAACCUGGAGCAGAGGGGCAGGCGGCGGCGGCGUACUACUCCGGGGGGAUUCACCGGAUCGUCAGGGUCGGCCUCUCCGAGCGCCUCGCCGACCUCCGCCCGCGGCUGGCGGCGCUGGCGGGCCUCCCCGACGUCUCGAUCCGGUACGCGCUCCCGGAGGAAGAGGGCCUCGGCUGCCUCCGCGACGUGGCGAGCGACGGCGACCUGUGGACUCUCGUGUCGCUGCUCUUCUUCCACGAGGCGGUCACCGACGCUAGGCCCAAGCAUGGCCGCAUACGCGUGUUCCUCUCCGGCGCCGACGCCCCCGCGGCGGCGCCCCUCGGGAGGAGCGCGUCGACGCCGUUCCUGCCAGCUUUGGUGGAGGAAGACGAGGACGACGUGGCGGCUGUAGCUUCGCCGCCAGAUGGUUCCAGCCUCAGCACCAUCCCUUUCGUGACCCAGGGGAUGCGGCGGAGCGUGUCGUCGCCGGAGCUGAUGACGCCGCCGUCGGGCUCGAACAACAUGGCCACUCUCACGCCCACGGCCGCGGCCGCUCCAGGAGACAGCGCCGGGAGCAAGGACGACAUGGCAGGGCCAGUGCCAGCGCAGCUGGUAGCUCCGGUUGUGUGGGUGCCGGUGACGUCGGCGGCGACGGUGGUGAUCCCGGUGUACUACUACCCGGUGGAUUACCCUCGUGUCGUGUUGAAUUGA